AUGGACACCAUCUUUGUCAAGCAAGUGAAGGAGGGAGGCCCCGCCCACGGAGCCGGACUCUGCACAGGGGACCGCAUCGUGAAAGUGAAUGGAGAGAGCAUCAUUGGAAAGACGUACUCUCAGGUCAUCGCCCUGAUCCAGAACAGCAAUGUCUCUCUGGAACUGUGUGUGAUGCCAAAGGACGAGGACAUUCUGCAGCUGUUUUCCAGGGAUAUCACUGCUCUGGCGUAUUCCCAGGACGCAUACCUCAAAGGGAAUGAUGCGUACAGCGGAAAUGCCCAAAACAUCCCCGCGCCCCCUCCCAUCUGCUACCCACGGAUAGAAGUCAAGGCGGCGUCCAUGGCCCAGGGACCGGCCCGAGCCACCGAGAUCAACUACAGAAUCGAAAUACCCGUCCCGCCCAGUCCUCCCCCUCCCCCACCUCCCCUCACCGUCAAAUCUGUUGUGUGUAACGACAUCAUACGGACUCCAAGUCACAGGACUGAGGAAAACCGGUUCUCUACGCCGGCCGAGUCCUCCAAACCGGUUCCUUCUGUGUCUGGAAGUGUGCAGUACAAGUCUGUGGGCACGCCGCUGCUCUCGCCAUCGCCCAGAACGGCCCAGAACUAUCCCGAAACGCUGACGCCGAAUAUCCCAGCGUCCAAAAUGUCGCCCAACAACUCCCCGUCGGCCUCGGCUUCCAACACGCCCACGCACCAGAACAUCGACUGGAAGAACUACACCACGUACAAAGAUUACAUAGACUCCAAGAAGCUGCACACGUACGGCUCAAGGACUAUACAGGAGCGCUUGGAUAGUUUACGCGCCGCGGCUAACGGGAGCGCAACCUCGGUGUAUGCACUGCCGCACACGCCUCCGCCGCUGAGAGGUCACGGCGGCCAUUCGAGACGGAGAAGUGCGUCCCAUGACCGAGGGGGGGAGGCUGGGCGCAGGUCCGGGGCAGGCCUGAGGAGUGUGUCCCAGGAGAGGCUGAGCGGGGGAGAGGAGAGGCCGAAGAGCUGGUUAAGGAGCGUGUCUCAGGACGCUAUCCCGCACACCACCACGCCUGCAGGGGGCGCCGAUGCACGCACGCGCUCCUGUGACCACAUCAGGCAGCGGGGGUCGGAGACGGGACGGGCUGAUGCGAGCGUGGAGGAAAGAGAAGGUCAGAGAGCGGAUGGGAGACCCGACAGACGGACAGAAGGUGGAACCACAAACUCGCCGGUCGCUGCUUCUCUGUCUCCUAAAGGUUCUGAUCCAUCCAACACAGACGGUCUCAUCAUGCGGCCUUCACGACUUCCUGUCAAAACCUCAGACUUCUCUCCGGCCUUAUCCCCUGCUCCCGCCUCGGUGCCCGUCAAAGACCAAAGACCCAGCGUCAUGGGGAACCACGUGGGCUACUCCUCCCCCGUCCACCUCCUCAGGACCCGAGCCGACAGCCUCAAAAUGGAAAACCGGGCGGAAGGAGGCCUCGCGGCUCGAUCCUCCUCCUGCUCCGGCGUCUCGUCCAAACUAGCCAUACACAGACUGGAGCAGGCCACGCCCGCAAUAGCACAACAACCAAAAGCCACUUCAGGCAUACGGACUAACGCCGACGGUGUGGAGGGGUCGGAUGUGAUGAGGAGAGACAGAAAGCCAGACGCACAGCACGAUCCACCCCCCUCCUAUGUUUCUGCAGUGAAUGAGCGUGGCGCCGUGCAAAGGCCCCGUGCGCUGGUGAAGGCGGGGUCAGAGGGCGCCGUGUGUCGGGAACUGCACUUCAGGAGGCUGGAGGACUCCAAGCUCAAGGCCGGGUCCUGUCUGGAUGGAUCCCGUCUGGAUGGGUCCCUGGAUUCAAUACCGUUCAUUGACGAACCCUUGAGUUCGAGCAUGGACCAGGACAGUGUUCUCUCUGUGAUGACCUCUGCUGCUCCCGUCAUCACCACCAUCCCCCCCAGCCCCACCUCCCCCUCCCCUUUCAUUCGCCGUCAGCUGUCACAUGAUCAAGACUCCAUGCGUCUCACUGUCAUAGACUCAGACUCAGGCACAAAAACAGAGCGUUCCAAGUCGUGUGACGAGGGUUUGGAUAACUACAGAGACGGGCGGAGAGGGACAUCAUUCAUCCCUGGUCUGAAGAGUCUGAGGAAGGCUGUGGACCGGUCGUCUGAAGACUCAGGCUCCAGGAGAGAUUCUUCCUCAGACAUUUUUUGUGACGCGACUAAAGAAGGACUGCUGCAGUUUCGUCAGCUCAGUUCAGAGAAAGGAAAGCGUGUCGGUGGAGGCAUGCGUCCCUGGAAGCAGAUGUACGCCGUGCUCCGGGGCCCGUACCUGUGUCUGUACAAAGAGGGCCGCAGAGAGAGCCACAGUAACUGGCAGACGGUGGAGGAGCCUCUGCCCAUCUGCAUCACCGCCUGCCUCAUCGACAUCUCCUACAGCGACACCAAGCGCAAGAACGUCCUGAGACUCACCACCUCGGACUCGGAGUAUCUGUUCCAGGCCGAGGACCGAGAGGACAUGCUGGCCUGGAUCAGGGGGAUCCAGGAGAACAGCACGGACCAGGAUAACGCUGCCUUCUCCAGCCAUGACCUGAUCAGUCGCAAAAUUAAGGAGUACAACACUUUGAUGAGUCCGACCGGCCCAAAGGAGCAGUCCCCGCGCUCCUCCCGACAGUCCCUGAGCAUCAGACACACGCUGCUGGGAGGGAAAGGAGACGCCAAGUCACCGACCACCACCUCCCCGAAGGCCGAGCAGGAGAGGAGGAGCAACCACAAAGACGACAGCCCCCCAAAGGACAAAAGCACCUGGAGGAAGGGGAUCCCAGGCCUCAUGAGGAAACCCUUUGAGAGGAAGCCGUCUCCGGGGGUCACCUUCGGGGUGCGGCUGGACGACUGCCCCCCGGCUCUGCACACCAAGUCCGUGCCUCUGAUCGUGGAGCUGUGCUGCUCUCUGGUGGAGGAGCGGGGCCUGGACUACACCGGGAUCUACAGAGUCCCCGGGAACAACGCUGCCAUCUCCAACAUGCAGGAGGAGCUCAACACCCGAGGCAUGGGCAGCAUCGACGUCCAGGACGACGUGAGUCCUGCUCCGCCUCAGCCCUGGGGGGUCAGAGUCAGGGAGGGGGGUCAGGGUCAGGGAGGGGGUCAGAGUCAGGGAGGGGGGUCAGGGUCAGGGAGGGGGGUCAGGUCAGGGAGGGGGGUCAGGGUCAGGGAGGGGGGUCAGGGUCAGGGAGGGGGGUCAGGGUCAGGGAGGGGGGUCAGGGUCAGGGAGGGGGGUCAGGGUCAGGGGUCAGGGAGGGGAGGGGUCAGGGUCAGAGAGGGGGGUCAGGGAGGGGGGUCAGGGUCAGGGAGGGGGGUCAGGGUCAGGGGUCAGGGAGGGGAGGGGUCAGGGUCAGGGAGGGGGGUCAGGAAAUGGCGGGAUCUGAACGUGAUCAGCAGCCUCCUCAAGUCCUUCUUCAGGAAGCUCCCAGAGCCGCUGUUCACAAACGAGAAAUACGGCGCCUUCAUCGAGGCGAACCGGAUCGAAGACCCGGUGGUGCGGCUGAAGGAGCUGAAGAGACUGCUACACGAGCUCCCGGAACAUCACUACGAGACCCUGAAGUUCCUCUCCGCUCACCUCAAAACUGUGGCCGAGAACUCAGAGAAGAACAAGAUGGAGCCUCGGAACCUGGCCAUAGUGUUUGGGCCCACGCUGGUGCGGACCACAGAGGACAACAUGACACACAUGGUAACACACAUGCCAGACCAGUACAAGAUCGUGGAGACCCUCAUUCAGCACUACACCUGGUUCUUCACUGAGGCUGGAGGCGGAGAACCAGUGGUAAAUGGCGAAUAG
Messenger RNA from Knipowitschia caucasica, 3789 nucleotides. The record is from the annotation of a GenBank genome assembly. NCBI's taxonomy places the organism in Eukaryota, Metazoa, Chordata, Actinopteri, Gobiiformes, Gobiidae.